Phytomonas sp. Hart1 is the source of this 1092-nucleotide messenger RNA. Lineage: Eukaryota; Euglenozoa; Kinetoplastea; Trypanosomatida; Trypanosomatidae. The record is from the annotation of a GenBank genome assembly.
GAAAAGUAAAAAGCUUAGUUUUACACUCAAACAUAUACCUAUUUCAAAAGCGCGAUAGACAGCACUAAAGCCAAUUUAUAAAUGUCUGUGGAAAAUGAAAUAACCUACUUCAAGGAUCCGCAACUGAAGGCGGUGCCUCUUGUAAAAGGGAAACCGACCCCGGAGGAUAAAUUCGUCUACAUCGGUCGUUGCCACCGCACGAAACGUGAUAUCACGUUAUGCUAUCAAACAUUUGGCAACCCACAAAAUCCGUGCAUCUUGCUAAUCUGCGGACUCGGCUCAACGUGCUAUACCUAUCCCAUUGUAUUCUGUCAGCAGCUGGUGAGCAUCGGUUUCUACGUUGUGCGCUUUGAUAACCGCGAUUAUGGUCUUUCCACGCAUUUGAAUGGCCUCCCUACAAUUUCAGGGCCUCGUGUAAUUCUGCCCGCGUGGAUGUCCAUUGGUGAGGCAAAACUGCCCUACCGCAUUGAGGAAAUGGCGCUCGACGCCCUGAACCUUCUUACGGCGAUUGGCAUCUCCAAAGCGCACGUCAUGGGCUCCUCCAUGGGUGGAAUGAUCGCCCAGCGUGUUGCGAUUUACCAACCCGAGCGCAUUCUGAGCCUAACCAUUCUCUUUUCCCACUGCGGCGGCCCUAAUGUGAAGCCCCCAUCCCCGGCCCAGGGACUGUUUGCCGUGUUUGGCAAGCCCAAAAGUGAAUCCAUUGAGGACAUCGUGAAUUUCAAAAUAAAGCUGCUCCGGCUCAACGCCGGCAACCUUUCAUUCGACGAGAAAGAAUGUAUCGAGAUGAUCCGCACCACAAACAACAGGAUGCUGGAUUACCGAGAAGGGGCAAACCGCCAGUUGUGGGCAAUUAGACGCUCAGAGAGGCGUGACAUCGCCCUUCAGGAACUGCGUGGCGUUCCGACGCUGAUUAUUCACGGUUUGAAGGAUACGCUGGUGCCGUACGAAAAUGGGAUACACCUCGGGGAGUUGAUCAAGGACUCGAAGGUGCUUCUCAUUCCCGAAAUGGGCCAUUCAUUGCCUAACGAAGUAAUCCCUACUAUCGUGGAAGAGCUGGAACUGUUGAAGCGAAAAACGGAAAUGACUUUGUGA